This is a messenger RNA of Iphiclides podalirius (scarce swallowtail), 528 nucleotides long. The record is from the annotation of a GenBank genome assembly. NCBI's taxonomy places the organism in Eukaryota, Metazoa, Arthropoda, Insecta, Lepidoptera, Papilionidae.
AUGAAUGAAGUGGUCGUGGGGGGAGAGAUUUUCAACGAUGGCGAUACGCGCUUGGCGUAUGCAUGUACAGAGGCAUGUAUGGAGGCGUCGUGGAUAAAAAAGCGUGCAGAUUCCCGCGGCCGGAGUCGACCGGGACGACUAGGGAGCCCCGGUGAGCGGGGUCGUCGAACGCGCCGCCGGGGCCGGGAGGGGCGGCCGUUUCGGCGGCGCGCUAUCGAUCGCUACGCGUACCUUCCUGCGGCCGCAGCAGAGCAUCCUCCGAGCGCGCGACUGUCCGCCCGGCGAAGUCCUCAACCUGGCCAGUUUUCGCCACUGCAUGGGGACCGGUUAGCGCGGCGGCUGCGGGGGCGGCCCCGGGGCCGGCUGUUCGCGCAUCGCGGGCGCCUCGGACGCGGCCGGAGCGCGCGAGACACCCCUGCGGAGUGCCCGCUCAGCGCGCGCGCCUGCGCCCUGUCCCACCCGCCCCGCCGCCCGCCCUCUCGCAGCGCGAUUAAUAAUUCCGGCUACGCUGCCGGUGCGUAUGUGGGU